GUGAUCGACUGGGGACUACGUUCAGUUAUCAACGAAGUACUCCAUGACGAAAUCUUCGGACCAUUCCAUCCAUCCCUUUCACGAAGGGCGGGGAAGGAAGAGGGAAUGAAAUGUUCCCAAUAUCUGAAGAGCCUUUACCGUUCGAUCUCCUAUGAGGAAACCGAUAUUUCCAUGUUGCAUGCGAGGGCUGGAACAUUCAAGUCAUUGGAUCAUGCAAUCAGCGACAAUCUUCAGGCGUCCUUGGUGGACAACAUCUUGAGCGCCCUCAGAGAUGAACGAAUAAUGCCUUUCCUGAAGGCGAUUUUUGGUGACCGUGUCAACGAACUCCCCAUUGAUCUGGAGCCUGUCCGUGCUAUUAUCCAAGCUGCUUACAAUUGGAACGGAGCAGCGAAGACUUUCGUGCCUCCAGCUGACCUUCGUCCAUUUGUCAUUCCCAAUACUGGCCCGUUCGACGAAGAGACCAUGGAUUACUAUGAGAGGCCUGUUAAAUCAUCUGGGACAAAAGCGAUCAUCGGCGCUGGGUCCAUCGGGUUGAAGUUACACAACAGCAAAUAUCCGGGAGGGCGUGUUCUGUGCAAGAUCACGGUCUUGACGCCCCAAAAUUACGGCGACAUUUAGACUCCAUCGAAUCUCUGAGUACAAAGCACCUUAACUUGGAUUAUUACUUGUACUCUGUUAACCCCCUAUUAGAGCACUGGCUUGCUGAAUUCUUAUGUAUCACCACUGUCCACUACUUAUGUUAUGGGAUUCAGACAUUUGGGCGGUUAAUCUGGUUUCUUUUUGUACUUCCAUACCAUACGCCUGCGAUCCGCAUCAUGGUUUCAAUUCCAUCAUUCCCUAUUCCUUGAUAUCUGUUCCUAUUUCAGGAUGACACCACGCCACCAUGCGUCAAUGAAUCCACAAGUUGUGC
Messenger RNA from Cantharellus anzutake, 910 nucleotides. RefSeq lists its product as uncharacterized. Lineage: Eukaryota; Fungi; Basidiomycota; Agaricomycetes; Cantharellales; Hydnaceae. The transcript is spliced from 2 exons. Bases 106 to 618 code for a protein of 170 amino acids. The record is from RefSeq and is a predicted model, not a curated record.